UGGCCAGGACUUCUCUGGAUAUCUUAUGAAUUUCUUUUUGUUCCUCUUUUGUGUUGUGAGUGAUCGCUGAAAAAAGACGGCAUCAAAACGGUCACCAGUACCUGUGUCCUAUCCUAAUCCUUGUCCCCGGUGACGACCAUCGUUGUCACCUUGUCAACACAAACACAGAUGGACAACGCGGGGAUGAAAAGAGGAAUUGUGAUAAAGGAUGACUGGCAAGGUUACAGUCUGGACCUCUUCACCUACCCAGAACACUACCACGGAGACAUAGAGAGUGUUUACAUUCCACAUGGGGUAAUCAUGAACAGGAUAGAGCGUCUGGCCCACUAUAUCAUGGAUGACUUUGGGGACAACAACAUAAUGGUGCUGUGCGUCCUGAAGGGAGGCUACAAGUUCUGUGCAGAUCUUGUGGAGUUCAUUAAAGUUCUUGGCCGCAACUCCACCAAGUACCUGGAGACCCGGGUGGAGUUCAUCCGUCUGAAGAGCUACCUGAAUGACCAGUCAACAGAGGACCUGCACAUCAUAGGAAGCAGAGACCUGUCUUUUCUGCACGGAAAGUGUGUGCUCAUUGUUGAGGCCAUAGUCGACACAGGAAAGACCAUGAAGGCCCUUCUGAAGCAUGUGGAGACCUUUGAACCCAAGAUGGUCAAGGUCGCAGGUCUGCUGGUGAAGAGGGUCCCUAACAUGGCUGAAAAUCUGACAGACUAUGUUGGAUUUGAAAUCCCCAACCACUUUGUUGUUGGAUAUGCCCUGGACUACAAUGAAUACUUCCGUGACCUGAAUCAUAUCUGCGUCAUCAGCAAGACUGGAAAGAUGAAGUACAAGAUGGACACGAACAAAGAAAUGGAUAAAUGAAAGAAAGAAGCGCUGCGCACUAGGAAAGGACGUUGGUGACAGAUGGAGUGAGCUUAUGGACUCUGGCAUCCUCGUGCCCGGAUGACGCCCACUCUGACUCAUGGAAAACACACAGUGGGUGCAGCAGGCAGGCCGAACAGCGUCUCCACGCCGCGCUGUAUCUGUUUGUUUCCGACUUUAAACAGACCUUACUGGAGAUUAGAAAUAAAUACAUGAGGAUUCACCCAUUGUUAUGGCGAAACCAUAAUUUGUUAUGUGUUAUUUGUUAUACUUACAGUAUAUUCUGAAAUCCAAUCUCAUGGUUUAUACAGCAUUCAGUCACUAAAACAGAUAUUUAACAACAACUUUUAUCCGUAGAUUCU
Molecule: messenger RNA, 1217 nt
Organism: Xiphias gladius (swordfish)
Lineage: Eukaryota; Metazoa; Chordata; Actinopteri; Istiophoriformes; Xiphiidae
Gene: prtfdc1a
Product: phosphoribosyl transferase domain containing 1a
Exons: 11
Coding region: 169-855 (228 amino acids)
Biological process (GO): guanine salvage; GMP salvage; IMP salvage
Molecular function (GO): hypoxanthine phosphoribosyltransferase activity; magnesium ion binding
Source: RefSeq, a predicted model, not a curated record